Messenger RNA from Aspergillus chevalieri, 936 nucleotides. RefSeq lists its product as uncharacterized. The transcript is spliced from 4 exons. Gene Ontology annotation, cellular component: RAVE complex. The record is from RefSeq and is a predicted model, not a curated record. NCBI's taxonomy places the organism in Eukaryota, Fungi, Ascomycota, Eurotiomycetes, Eurotiales, Aspergillaceae. The coding region runs from base 1 to 936 and encodes 311 amino acids.
AUGGCCACUUGGGCAUAUCCACCGCUACCUCCGGAGCAGCUGGAGCAUGAGGCAGAUCGCGCAUUGGAAAGGGAACUAGAGUGGCUUUUGCGUUCCCUACAAGACUCACUCGCUUCCUUGAGAGAAGGUCUCCGUGACUGUGCUGCACUGUUAGCUCCGAAGGAACCAGGUUCAACAUUGGUCUUGUCAUCGCUACGGUCUGAAAAUGUAAAAGGCUUUGUGACAAGAGUCGGGACAAAGAUUGUGAAAGGGGAUAUUCAACUUCGCUUGAGCUCCCUUCCCUCGUCCCGUGGCGCAGCAGGUACACGACUAUGUCUAUCAACUGUUCCCACCGCCCCAGAACUCAUGCUCGGCCAAAUGGUUGCUGUCAGAAAUUCGGUCAACCAAUGCCUCGAUAUAGUCGACGUUAGCACCUGGACUGGGGACCCGUUGAAUGCCACUUUCAUCUACAGUCAACUGCACCUUUUGCAUGAGACGAUCACGGAAGCGCGGCAGAUGCUGAAAGGCGAAGAUGAUAUCAAGGGCAAGUGGUGGGAGACAAGCGCAGAUGAGGAUAUGUUCGAUCCCCCAUUACCGCCCUACCUCUCGUUCCACCUCUCUAUUGCCGAUUCGGCUCUUCUUCUAUGCCUGAGGACUUUGGAAACUACUGCAACUGCACAUGCGCCAACGGCCUUUGCUUCUGACAUUUCAUUAACUGGGUUCAACAUACGAGACCGACUCUUCGGGGCUAGGCAACGCCCUCAUGACGAGGCAAACGACCUGUUUACAUGGAAGGGGGAGGAAGUGAGGGUCAAAGAAAAGAUUCGCGUAGAGAGCCAGGACCCUAGUCUGAUGGCAGUAAUGGCCAAAUUGACUGCGCUUGAACAUGAAGUGAUGAAAUGGAUGUCUGCCCUGAAGGUACUUAUGGGCAACGACGACACGGAAAGCGAGGUAUAG